Molecule: messenger RNA, 7413 nt
Organism: Patella vulgata (common limpet)
Lineage: Eukaryota; Metazoa; Mollusca; Gastropoda; Patellidae
Product: F-actin-uncapping protein LRRC16A
Exons: 39
Coding region: 121-4923 (1600 amino acids)
Biological process (GO): regulation of Arp2/3 complex-mediated actin nucleation; cell migration
Cellular component (GO): plasma membrane; lamellipodium
Molecular function (GO): protein binding
Source: RefSeq, a predicted model, not a curated record
GCGUUGACGUAGACACUCCCUCGGAUCAGUGCUGAAACUCUAUAUUUUUUGUGUAGAUGUGACAUUUAUCUAAAUCAACCCCCUUCAACAAAUGUGCUAGGACAAUAGGAGUGUGCAACCAUGGCGGCACCAAGUAAUAUACCAAAAGAGAUUCAGGAUAGUAUUAAAGAUGUGAUGGAUAGGCGGAUUAAACUGGGGAUUAAACGAAUGGUUCGACAAGAAAUUAGAAAUGAUCGUACAGAAAAUCGAAUUUUGGCCUUUUCACCAUGUCGGUUGUUUGUAUUAGCCGCAAAAGUGCCUUCUAAGUUAGAGCAUACUUUUCAUUAUUUGGAUAUCCAAGCCAUAGAAAGUCGUAAACCCAAUCAGCUUCAGAUUACAGUAGAUUCCAAAAUCUACUCUUUUAUCACCCAAGAUGCUGAUACAGACGAAGUUAAUCACAUGAUAACACAUAUUGGUACCUCUCUAAAAAAUAUUUUCCCGUCUUUUCCACUAGAAAGAAUCAUAUUAAAAAUUGAUGUACAGCCAGUAGAAAGAUUAAAGACUAUGUAUGAUAUGAUGAAAGAUAUUGAAAGCAAAGAACUUGGACCAUGUGGAGGCUUUACUAUGAUGUAUGCCUGUAUGUGUGAUUAUCAUUCAUUGCCUUAUAGGGAAGAGGUGGCUUGGGAUGUGGAUACAAUUUACUUAUCACAAGAUUCAAGGGAGCUAUGUCUGCGAGACUUUGAUCAUCUCAAUUUAAAAGAUUUGAUUCCUAUCAUCGGUGCUUUAGAACAUAAUUCAUGGUUCACAAAAUUGAACACAAAUAAUGUUAAAUUAACAUCUGAAUGUUGCAAUGAAAUAUUAAAAGUAAUGAGACGUAAUGCAGUAAUAGAACAUCUAGGUUUAUCUAAUACAGGAAUUAAAGUAGAAUUUGUACAGAAAUUAUCAACGGCUAUAUUAUCUAAUAGUGGUACACAAAUAUCCAAAAUAGAUUUAUCUAAUAAUAUUUUAGAAGACAGAGGUAUUAUACAUCUUGUAGGUUCACUCAGCAAUUUAUCCAAAGGUCUGACGUCACUAGACCUGUCUAAAACAGGUCUAACUACAAAAUGUUUGAAUAGAAUAGCUGAAAGUAUGUCUCAGAGCUCAACCAUAUCAUCAACAUUACAAACAUUAAAACUAGCAGACAAUAGUCUUAAGGCAGAAGAUUUAUCAAAUCUAUACACCUUUCUGGCAAGACCAAAUGGUAUUACACAUUUAGAUUUAUCUUCUACAGAUAUAGCUCUAGAUAUGAUUUGUGGAGCAUUAUUAAGAGGAUGUAUCCAACAAUUAACUUAUUUGAAACUAAAUAAUGUAGUGUUCUCUCAUAAAAAAUCUAAAGAAGUAAUUAUACCUCAGACAUGGAAACAAUUAUUUAGCAGUGUAGCAGUAUUAGAACAUCUUGAUUUAUCUAACUGUAAAUUGCCACCAGAAGCUGUAAGAGAAUUGCUGCUUGGUGUGGCAAGUAACCGCCAUAUCGAUAACCUUCAUCUUGAUUUAAGUAAUAAUGAUUUAGGAUCUCAGGGAGCUCAAAAUAUAGGGGACACCAUUGCCAAUAUAAUUAAUAUAUCUAGUUUAGAUAUCAGCAAUAAUGGUUUUGACCAAGAUUUAGGCCAUCUUCUUCAAGGAAUAAAACGCAACCGUUCAAUACGUCAUAUAGCAAUAGGUAGAAAUUUUACUGGUAUAAAGCCAAAGUACCAUUUAAGAAUAUUGGAUCAUGUUGUACAACUAAUACAAGAAGAAGAUUCAAUGAUACAGUCGAUAUCUUUAGUUGAUUCUAAAUUAAAAGCAGAUACAGCAUAUGUUGUUAAUGCACUAGGCAGCAAUAAUUCUUUACGCGAAAUUGAUUUAAGUGGCAAUCUGAUGGGGGAUUUAGGUGCUCGGAUGUUAGCCAAAGCUUUACAAAUCAAUACCCAUAUGCAAACAGUACGCUGGGACAGAAAUGCAACAAGUGCUCAGGGAUUCGAGGAUAUAGCGGAUGCACUAGAAAAGAAUUAUACUCUUAAAAAGAUGCCAUUCCCAGUAAAUGAUGCUGCUAUUGUUAUGAGAUCCCAACCUGAAAGAACAGAAGCUGCCUUACAAAAGAUUGAAUCUCUGUUACAAAGAAACCACAAUCCUCGUAAGUUUUCAUCUGAUCAAGCCUAUAGAUUACAGCAGGGGUUUCUCCUUAGUUCAACACAACAGAUGGUAGAUCGUCUAGUAGUACAAGUACAAGAUACAAUCAAUGCCUUGAAUUUUGGACCAAAUGAGGCCUUUAAAACAGAUAUACAAAAAGCAACAGAAAUAGUUAAAGAUGCUGACAAUUCUAAACAACUGUUGCCAAGGUUACAAGAAAUAGCUAUCAAAUCUCAGGAUAGUGGAAAUCCGGUAGAUAAUUCGCUACAGAAAAUAGCAGAUGAUUUAAGACAGGUGAUGGAGAAUCAAAUGAAGAAAAGUGUAGAAGAUAUGUUAAAGUGCACAGCCUCUCACUGUACGGCUGUCACAGCUGAUAAAACAUUCCAAACUGAACUGGAAGAUGGCUGUCAUUCCAAAAGUUCAAUACCAAAAGAUUUCACCAAAUUAAUGUUAGAUGGUGUUGGAAAUGAUAUGUAUAAUAAACUCAGUGAACUCAAUCUAGCUGUAGCAGCCUAUUUAUCAGACAGUACCAUCGACCAAGUCAUAGAAGUUCUUUCUAACAGUCAUCGAACACUGACAAAUCACUUGAACUUGAGAAAGAGUGGACAUUAUCCUGUUAAAGAAGAAAAAGUUGAUACAGAAACAGAAAAAAAAGCCUCAAGAGAAUCUUUAGAAAUAGAAUUAGACAAUAAACCAUCACCUGGGCCCUUUUUUAUGGACUCCCACCCACAGCCAGAUUCACCUAAAUUGUCUCACAAGAGAAAGAGUUUGUAUGGAAGAAAACUUCGUCCUCAGUCUGUUAUAGGUGAAACUGAUUAUUUUUUUGAUGAAUCAAAUCCCAUGAUGUCAAACAAGAAAAUAGAACAUGAUCGGGACCAAGUUCAAAAAGCGCUGAAAAUGUGUGAAAUUGAGACAGAAAAGAAUUCAGUUGACAGUCAUUCUGAUAUUAGGUCACAAAUAGAAGAAGUGGAUGAACUUAACUUAAGUUUUGAGAAAUUGGAUAGUUUGGAUGAAUCUUCAGAAAGAAAAAAGAGUACAGAUUCCUCUUUUUCGUUGGAGAAAUUUGAUGGAGGCAAUGAAGAUUCUACAGAAGCGAAACCAUUAAAACAUUUGGUUAAAUCUAGACCUAAACGACAGAAAACCAGAGCACCUACAAGGCCUGUAGCACCAGGAAUUACUCCUCUAGAUAAUGCUACUGAUGAUGGUAUUGGUGCCUUUUAUGUUCCACCAACAAUUUCUGCAGAACCUAUUACUUCAUCACCAUCGAGAAAAUCUUCUGAUACUUCUACUAAAUCUAGUGGAAAUCAAUUACAGAAACCUACAGAAACACCAAAAUCAGAGAAAAAGAAAGGAUGGUCACCACGUAAUCUUAUGAAAGAUAAAGAUAAGGAUAAAGACAAGGAAAAAGAGAAGGAGAAGGAAAAAGAUAAAGGAGAAAAGAAAGGGUCCUUGUUAUCUCAUGGCUUAUCAAACUUUUUCGGAAGAAAGAGUGGAGGAAAGGGUAAGAAUCCUAUAGACCCAGAAGCAAAGAAGCUGGCUGAAUCACCACCAACUAUACCUGAGGAAAAAAAGACACCGGUAAAACAACAACAACAACAAUCAACUGUUUCAUACAAUAAAAAGUCAGAGGAAGUAGAUGUAGACCAAUCUGAAGUUAAAGCUCCUAUAGUUAGUGCAGAAUGUUUUGAUGAUGAGAAAACACAUACAGAAAAAGGUCAAGAAAAGGAAAAAGAAGAAGACUUAAGUGAAGAGAAAGAAACAAAUGAUACAGUAGGUAAAAUACCAGCUAGUUCAUCUCGUACUGGUAUGGGUUUAGGUGGUAAUAUAUUACUAGAAAUGAAACAAAAACAAGAAAAACGAUUUUCUCAGCAAAUCAAACCUAGGACAUCGCCAAAGGAAAAAGAUGACCAUGAAGCAAAUAAUAAUGUGAUUGAUAAAAAUAAAGCUCAGAAAACAGAAGAAAAUAAAACAGUAUUAAAACCUGCAAAAAAUGAAACAACGACAACUGUAGAUAAUGGUUCACUAGAAGCAUCUGAUGUAAAGUCAUCUAGCAAGUCAGAUGACACAAAACGAGCCUUAAUACCGAACGCAAAUAAAGCAUCAAGUGAUGUUAAAAAACCUUUAUGUAUACCUGUAGAACCAGUACUUACUGAGAAAAGUCCACGAGCACCACCACGAGCCUUACAACCACCUAAGAAACGUGUCUCACCUACACAACCUGCUGAUACUGAAGCAACAGUAACUCUUGAUACCAAACCUACAGUUGUUCCUAGAUCUGUUAAACCACCCCCACCAACUAAACCACGACCACCAGCUCUAGCACCUAAACCUAGAGCUAGUUUGCGUACAUCUAAAGAUGUUACAGACAGUAAUAUUCAAUCAGAAGAAGUCAAAUUACGAGAUAAACCAGAAGGUCAAAUAGUAACAGAUUCAGCAACUUUAAGAUUAUCUGUUCGUGAAAAGAUUAAAAGAUUAAGUAAAGCACCUAUAGAAGAAAGUCCUCUUAUUAGUAGUCCUACAAAAUCGAAAUCUAACUCCACUGAUAGUAAACCACACUCUAGUUCAGAUGAAGGUGAACGUGUAUCCAGUCCCUCAUCAUUAGAUAGUAUUGAUGGCGAGACAUCAAAUAAAGAUUGUGUAAAUAAUGAAACAUCCCCUCAACAUAAAUCAUCUAAUUCAAUUGAUUCUACAGAUAGUGUUAACGAUACUGAUAAAAAUCAUGACGAUCCCUCACCCAAAGAAGAACAUAGUGUUCCUAAACGGUCUUCCAGAGCAGAAGAUGAAAUCAUGGUUUGAUAAAUAUGUAUUAAAAUGUUAUUAUUAUUAUACAGCAUAAGCAUCAUUUCAGGUUACAUUUGUUUUGUCAGUUAGUCUUCAUAAUUCAUUCUUCACAAAAAAAGAGAGACAUAUUAGCUUUGUAGAUCUUCAUUUAAUAAAGCGAAUAUGACUUAAUGUGUACAUAUGCAAAACAUAUGCUUGAUAACCAAUAUAGAUAUCAAGUACACGCUUUCACAUUGUAGGAGAUCGAUCACAAACUUAAGGCAAUUUGAUUUCAAAUGAGAUUUUAAUUCCUUGGCUGAAAUAUUUAAAAAAAAAAACUCUCAUAAAUAUAAACCAAAAUCAAAGAGGAAACAUUUCACUGAUUUUCACUUGAUCUUUAUUCAUUCUAAACUGUAUCCAAAAGCACCAAAAUAUUUAAGUGGAUAGUAUUAACUAGAAAACCAUAGGCUAAACAGCCUUUGAUAAGGUUUUACUUAUUGUAAUUUUGUAAAUUUUUUAAGUUGUAUAUCUAGUCGAUUUUGACUCUAGCCUAAAUUCAUUUUUCCUGGAAUUUGCCAUUGUAUUAGCCAACAAAUAAAAACAGUUUUAGAGAAUUCAUUCUGCAUGCUGUAUUAUCACUCUGAAAAUCAAACCUACUUAAUAUAGCAUGGGAUAAAAUGAUAACAUUGUCUUUCACUUGGUCACAGAAAUAUAAACAGAUGCCAGAUUCUUGCUUGGUUUUGGAUUAUAUAAGCUUAAUCAAUUAAAAAAAAGGUAACAAUUGCUUAUAUAAAUGUAGGUAUAUGUAAAAAGAUUUUGUAUAGUUAUAGAAUAAUUAAUAACUUAUUGUAAAUAGUACAGUAGAUGUGUACAUCUAGUUUAAGAACAAGUUUUAAAUGAAGAAAAAUGCUUUAGGAAUUGGUCAAUUGAUGAUUGUGAUAAAGAAAUAUAUUUCAAAAAUGGAACAGUCUAGUUUAACAUGUUUCAUGUGUUAAAAUAAUUCCAUUUUCGAUGGAGCUGUGAUGAAAUUGGAAUAGUUUCAGCUAGUUAUAAACAAAUCUGUAGUAAAUAUUCAACUGGAAUUUGGAUCCAAAUUACUUGUUUUAAUCAUGUAAAAAAAACUGUUUGGCAGUAACUUCUGAUAAAUGAAUUUAAACCAAAGUAUCUAGACUGUCAAAGCAUAAUUACUGAUUGUUUGUUAGUAGAUAAUUUGUAUGUAAAUAAAACAUAUAUGCACUCACCAUUUUAAUAUAUUGAGUUUACAAUGCCUUAUAAUUAAUAUAUUAUGUAGUAAUUAUAUUUUCUUUAAAAUUAUUUCUUUUUUAUAUGAAUCAAAAAUGAUUUUUGUUAAAUUCUUUUGAUACAACUGUCGUGGAGUCACAGGCCUUUACUCACAUUUUACUAUGUAUAAAUAUAUAAAAUAUUGUAUUUAACUGAUUUUUUUUUCUGAUCAAAAAAAAAUGUAAGCUGGCCUUACAAAUAAAUAUACCAUACAAUCAUGAUAUGGUUUUGAAUAGCCAUAGAAAGGAAGAGGAAUUACCACAAAUCUAAAUAUUGUCUUUCUAUUGGAAGGAUAAAAAUUUAGGAAUUUGUAAAUUUUGGAAAAUUCUUCCUAAUUCUGAAUUAUGGACUUCAUAUGUGAAGGAGACAAAACAAACUAAUCUAAGAGGGCACAAAUUCACAUAGUAUAAAUCGUACCAAUCUUUUUUCAGUAAAAUCAAAUUAAUAUAUUAUAUAUUUUUUAUUAGUUUAAUUACUACUAAAAUUAAUGGAGAAGUCCCAGUUUUGACAAAAUAGCCAGCUCGCCUUGUCUGAAAGUGUUAGCUAAAAAAUGAGACUAUUGAGUAUUAUUUGUAAACUUUGACUGAAGGUAAUUAAUAUUCAGCAAUAAGCUGCAGAUUCUACUAAGACACACCCUCAAGAAGCUCAUCUCCAACUCCAUUGGAGGAUGGUAUUUUUUGGAAAACCUAUCACAGAGCUUCAGAUAGUUGCUUGUGACUAGAAUAAAAAAUUCUAAGGCACACCCACACACAUCCAGUUUCAUUUACUGAAAUAUAUCUGGGAUUUCUCCUUUUAUCUGAACCAUUCAUUUUUUCUAUUAGAAUGUUUUUGUGUUGUAUAUUGUUCAUUUCUCUGUACAAGUAUGAAAGGUAUUCUAAUAUAUCAAAGCUCAAUUUUGCUUCUUUUUUUUUUCUUUCUUUCAUUUUACACCCAUCUAUUUUUAUACGCCCACGUGGAAAUGUGUUCGUAUAUUGCUUUCGCCCUUGUCCAUCCUUCCGUCGUCUACAAUUCCUUGUGAACACUCUACAAACUACAUUUAUCAUCUGAUUGUUUUGAAAUUGAUAUAUGUUGUUUACAUUAGUGAGAUAAAGAAGCCUACAUGUAGUACAUGUAUUUAAUUUCGUCUAGAGUUAUGGCCCUUGUUUCACUUGUGAAUGUUCUAAAGAAAAAAGUUAGUAAAAUGAAAAAGUCUGUAAAAUACUUCCAGAGUUAAGGCCCUUGUUUCAGUUUCUAGAAUCUUGUGAA